Messenger RNA from Metschnikowia bicuspidata var. bicuspidata NRRL YB-4993, 1143 nucleotides. It is a transcript of the gene ALI1, whose product is annotated as Ali1p. The record is from RefSeq and is a predicted model, not a curated record. Gene Ontology annotation, molecular function: NADH dehydrogenase (ubiquinone) activity. Bases 133 to 978 code for a protein of 281 amino acids. The transcript has a single exon. Lineage: Eukaryota; Fungi; Ascomycota; Pichiomycetes; Serinales; Metschnikowiaceae.
CGGAUCUGGCACGGCCAAUGGUACGCGCGGAAUUACCACAGCCUGCACACCCGCACCGAAAAGCCAGGUGCUCUCUCAACUGCUAGCCAUCUGGCCAAGCGUGCUCCAAAAGUCCCCAAAACCCGCUGAAACAUGUUGGCACACACCGCUAGACUCGCCAGAUCCGCGCCCCGCGUGGCCCGUGCGGCGCUCCAGCUCAGAACAUUGGCGGCCUCGCCCCGCUUGGCGCAGGAAUCCGACGAGCCGCUUCCAUUCUUGCACUCGUUGCCCAGACAGCUGAAAGGCCCCCAGGAGGUGCCCCUCCAAAACCCGGCAGACCAGUACAAAGAGGUGUCGGAGGAGUUACACAAGUUCGGCACUUACGUGAUGGCGUGCAUGCCCAAAUUCGUGCAGCAGUUCUCCGUGUGGAAGGAUGAGUUGACCAUCUAUGUGGCGCCCUCGGCGCUCAGACCGGUCAUGGUGUACUUGAAGAACCACACCGCGGCGCAGUUCAAGAGCUGCAUGGACAUCACCGGCGUGGACUACCCCUCCAGAACCAACCGUUUCGACGUGGUGUACAACUUGUUGAGUGUGCGCCACAACUCGAGAAUCCGUGUGAAGACGUACGCGUCGGAAACGUCCGCCGUGCCUUCGGUGGUGCCCAUCUAUGAGGGAGCCAACUGGUACGAAAGAGAAACGUACGACAUGUUUGGUGUGUUCUUCGAGGGCCACCCCGACUUGAGAAGAAUCAUGACCGAUUACGGUUUCGAGGGCCACCCCUUGCGCAAGGACUUCCCCACCACCGGAUACACCGAGGUGCGUUAUGACGAGGAGAAGAAGCGGGUCAUCUAUGAGCCUUUGGAGUUGACGCAGGCCUGGAGAAACUUCUCCGUCGGCUCCUCCGUGUGGGAGCAGGUUGGCGAGGGCAAGGACUUCACCCCGGACUCGUUCAAGUUGCCCACGCCGGAACCCGAGCCUACCGACGAAGAAAAGAAGUAGGCAACCCCCUUUUGCAUCCCCCACACGCCACCUGGCCCCUACGUACAGUCGAGCACUUGUAUAAUACACGAAUAUUAUUCUCGAGAUGGGUGCGUAGAUUCUAGUAUAUCCGGGGAGGCCGGCGCCGGAGCUCAGAUCGCCUGUAUCAAAAGCUGUUGUGUGCCG